UGCACAAGGAAGUUCCCUUUGCUCUGAAAAACUCGUCCAACCAACCCAGGCAGAUGUUUCGGUGGAAAACAGGAUGACAGAGAUCCAGCAGGGCCGUGUGGUGGAGGUGCUGGGGCUUCCUGAAGGCGUGGACGAUGAGCUGCUCACCUUGUACUUUGAGAACAGACACAGGUCUGGAGGAGGCCAUCUGGUCUCUGUGGAGAAGACGGGACACUGUGCCGUGUUGGUGUUUGAGGAGGCAGAAGCUGCCGCUCGGGUGCUUUCCAAAGACCAUCAUGUGAUUCAUAACACGGAGCUGAUCGUGAGGAAACCCGCCUCCAAAGACCCGUGUCGAUUUGUCCUGAAGGGAUUCAACCCGAGCACAAGCAUCGAGACGAUCCAACUGUUUGUGGAAGUCCAAAUGGCCCUCGGAGAUCAAGACUACAGCCUGCUCCCCUUGGCCGACAGAACCCAGAUCCUCAUCCAGCUCAGCCAGCCGCUAGCACAAGAUUUUCAGAAGCUCAGCGAGAGAAUCUCCAAUCGGACCCUGAGCAAAGCAAAGGUCACUAUCGAAGAAGUGACCGAGACAGACUCCAUCAUAGUGGAGAACAUCCACCCCGGCACCACCGCCGACCUGCUCUGUCUGUACUUUGAGAGCCAGCGUGGAGGAGGUCAAAGGGUGAAGGGCGUGGUCAUGAGGUCAGAGGGCGUCGCCGUAGUCACCUUUGUGCGGUUUGACUCUGUGAGCUGUGUCCUGAGCCAGACUCACAAACUGGGAAACACAGAAUUGGUGGUAAAGCCUUACUUUGACUUCCUCCAGCUUCCACCGCCUCCAUCGCCUCCACCGCCUCCACCGCCUCCACCGCCUCCACUAUCUCCACAUCCUCAGCCCGUCAUCCCUGCCAUCACCCGCCAAGCCUCUGUAGAACAAGAAGACGCUCUGAUGCAGACGGCUCCUGUUUUGGCUCAUGCUAACAGCCCGCCUCCACUCGCCUUAACACCACAUUCUCCCACUGACACAGUCGAAACGAUGGACGAGUCCCAGACAGACCAGGUCCAAGUCACAACUCAACUUAUGGCCAUCACAGAUUCGCCAAAACUCGCCUUGUUUGAGAAAAGUGCACUAGCUCAAGAAAUCGAAAAAUCCUUCCCAGAUUACAACAUCUCGAUCGACAAGGACGGCCUUUCGGUGACAGGUCCAACAGGAUCUGAAAUAGACCAGAUACAACAGAGACUUACGGAGUUUUUUAGCAGCAUGACUCAAAUCACUUUUACUCUAGCGCAUGAGAAAGCACAGUUUUUAGCACAGGAAGAUGUAAAGGACAAGCUCGUACAAAUGAUGAGCCAAUCAGGCGUAAUGACUUUAUAUACACUGUCUGACUGCAGCGCGGUGGUGACGUCCACAUCUGAAGACUCUGCAAAGCAAGCAGGUGUUCUGUUAGAAUCACAGGUGAGCGGCUUUAGCGUGCGAGUGGAUCCCGAAUACGAGAGCACGCUGUACUGUCGGGAAUGGAAGGAGUUCUGUCAGACUCUGGGAUGUGUGACCGUGUCCGAACGUGGAGGGAAUCUGGACGUGUUGACUCUGAAAGGGAUGGAGGAGGAAAAGAAGGCGGCUAUUUUAACUUUUCUCACCACGCCUAUAGAGAGGGAGACGUUCAUUCAAAUGGAGCCGGGACAACUUAAAUACAUCCAGAUCCACUCACAUCAGCUGCUGGCGGACAUGACCCAGGUGUCCAUUGUCCCGGUGGAGACGGAGGACGUGUGUGGGUUAAAGAUCUAUGGUCACCCCACUGCGUGUCAAAUUGCAGAGGAAGUUCUCCAGGGCCUGGUCGAUUCUAUCUGCACCAGAACCAUCACGGUGAAUGCUCCCGGGGUCACGCGUUUCUGGCAGACGGACGAGUGCAAGAAAAUGUACAACGACAUGCAGACCAAGUUUCAAGUCUGCAUCUUUCCUGAGAUGGUCCCCUGGGAGGCGCCGCAGAGCAAGAACAUGCUUGAAUGUGCGUGGAAGUUAAUGUCUAAUAAAAACUUCGAUUUUCGGGAUGUGAUGCAGAUUGACGCCGCUGAAGCCAACAGCAAUUUGAUUGACAAAGCUAAAAAGAUUGUUUCUGUCAUUGAUGAGAAUCCACCGGGGCUCGUAGAUGUUCUGGACACAUCUGAAGACAUGGACGGUGUGGACUUGUACUCAGCAGAGGAACCUUCAGAAUCUUCACUGCUGCAGGGAGACGAUUCAUCAAACGCCCCGACACCCGGAGCCGCCGGCUUUUCCUCCGACCUGGAGGAAGAGGCUCAGUUGUCUUUAGCUAUUCAGUACUCAAUGGAAGCCAAUCAGUGGGCCAUGGAGGAUGAAGAUACACAGUUACAAAAAGCCUUAGAACUGUCCAAGCAAAUGGUUCAGGACGUCCGACCCACAGAACGACCAGCCAAGAGAACGUUCUGGGACACCAUCGAGUCCGCCAACACUCUGAAGCUUGUUGUGUUUGCAAGUUACAACUCCGACUUGAUCCGCGUGGACAUAGCCUUUGGUAAGAAAGUCAGCCAGAGACAAGUCGAGGAGAAGUUUGAGCACAGAUGUGUGAAAUGCAUGUCCAAUUUCCACAAAAUGUGUUUGGAUGUGAUCAGAAGAAACCACGCGGUCAAAGUCGAUAUCGUGGGUACAAUAAUAACCGUUUCAGGGUUUUCGAGCUUCGUCGAUGACGCGAUUCCUGACAUUAAACUGCUUUUACAUAACAUGUCAGACAUGGUGUCAGAUAAGGAGAUUUUAAGGACAGUUCAGUGGGUUCAAUGUGACCCAGAUAUGGGUCAGAAGAUUCCGUAUCCGCCCGAUCUGACCGUCCUUCUGGACAACGCCUGGAGAAUGAGGCUCAAAACUCUGGAUGUCUCACUGGACAAUCAGCCCCACACUAUAAACAUUCAGAAGAUGGAGGCUCGUAACAUCGCAUCAGGAGCCGUGGUGAAGAUCUCCAGACUCCCCAUCGUUCCACAAGAUCAGGCAGAAAUAGACCUACCAGAUGAAGAUUACUCUCUCCUGUCAAACCUGCCCGGAGCCACGAGAGUCGACGAAGACUCUGAUGAGUUUCAGACGGUCGUGAAGAAUUUCUACGAAACAAUGCAACAAUACCACAGCCAGAUCCGUAUUGUCAAGGUGGACAAACUGAUGAACAAACUGCUGUACAGCCAGUACCAGCUGAAGAAGGCGAGUGUGCAGCAGGCUGCCGUUUAUCCUCAGGUGGAGCGCACACUUUACCACGGCACGAGCGAAAGCAGCGUCAAAGAAAUCUGUGUCCACGGAUUCAACAGAAGCUUCUGUGGAAAGAACGCCACCAUCUUUGGCCAAGGCGUCUAUUUCGCUGUGAACUCCGCUUUGUCCAUAUCACAACAGUAUUCUCCUCCAAACGUAGAUGGACAUAAGUUUAUCUUUGUGGCAAAAGUUCUGACCGGAGACUACACCAAAGGGGACCACUCUAUGAAGACCGCACCUUUAAAAGAGACGGGGGAUAUCCCUUUAAGAUACGACAGUGUGACGGACGACAUCACGUGGCCCACCAUGUUCGUCAUCUUCAACGACACACAAGCGUUUCCUGAAUAUCUCAUCACGUGUCAGCACAUCUCUGGGAAUGAACGGAGGUGUUAGCAUCUGCAGGGUGCUAACGGUUAGCCCCGUCGAAAUAACACACUCUGAAGCUCGAUAUAUCGGCAAUGUAAAUACAGACGGUAAACAAAAAUACUGAAACUCAUUUCUCCCACUGACACAAAAACCCAAGAGCAGAUUUAAACCACAAAAACUCUUCUAAAUGUACAAUAUUAUAAAAAAUCAUGAGCUUCAAUAAAUAAACAGCAGAAUGAAACACUUAAGUCGUUCGUUUGAAUCUGUGAUGAGUCAGACAAGUUAUUUAUUCAAACUUUUACAGCUUAAAUCUGAUCAUAAAAACAAAAAUCAUCCAAAAAUGUCCCAGUCUAGUGAAGAAAAAGUAACGCGAUAAAGAUGGACCCAAAUAUGGUCAGAGGCCGAGUCUGAUCGUCCGAUGUUUUACAGCAAAAACAAAUUUUUCCUUGGAUUUUUAUUUGAGUUCUGAAAUAUUUUAUUCUGAUUUUUGGACCCCUCCCUAGGGAGGUGUUCCGGGCAUGUCCCACUGGGACAUGCUGGAGGGACUGUGUCUCUUAGCCUGGGAACACCUUGGGGUCCCACUGGAGGAGCUGGAGGAUGUGUCUGGGGUGGGGGAAGUCUGGGAGUCCCUGCUCAGACUGCUGCCCCAUGACCCGGCCCCGCAUAAGAGGAAGAAAAUGGAUGGAUGAUUUUUACAUCUCUCUUGAUUAGGAGAUUAAUGUAUUUACUUUUAAUGUUAAAAUCAGAUCUUAAAUUUUUUGUGAAUUACAGACCUGAGUUUGAAGGUUUCAUUUAACCUGUGAAUGUUUACAAAUACUGACAUGACAUUAAAAGGCGUCCUUCAUUCC
This is a messenger RNA of Periophthalmus magnuspinnatus, 4434 nucleotides long. It is a transcript of the gene parp10, whose product is annotated as poly(ADP-ribose) polymerase family member 10. Gene Ontology annotation, molecular function: RNA binding; transcription corepressor activity; NAD+ poly-ADP-ribosyltransferase activity. The record is from RefSeq and is a predicted model, not a curated record. Gene Ontology annotation, biological process: negative regulation of gene expression. Bases 74 to 3613 code for a protein of 1179 amino acids. Lineage: Eukaryota; Metazoa; Chordata; Actinopteri; Gobiiformes; Gobiidae. Gene Ontology annotation, cellular component: cytoplasm; nucleus. The transcript has 11 exons.